Teleopsis dalmanni is the source of this 716-nucleotide messenger RNA. RefSeq lists its product as uncharacterized. The record is from RefSeq and is a predicted model, not a curated record. The transcript is spliced from 3 exons. The annotation marks the transcript as partial. Lineage: Eukaryota; Metazoa; Arthropoda; Insecta; Diptera; Diopsidae.
ACCGAUGUGAAGUGCGAAAGGACUGUUUCUGAAGCUGUAGAGACUUUAGUUUCAAAGUGCCUAAUUAGUAUGCUGGGAUUUGUUUACUUAGUUCUAAUACUGGGCUGGAUAUUGAUUGUCUUAUUUCUAAAGUGCAAGAAAACAAUCACACCACAUUUUGCUUUCACCGAUAAUUACACCGACGCUAUUGGAACAGGUCGACGUCCUUCAAUUCACGUUAUACAAUUACAAUCGGACGACAUCGAAAGCGAAAAUCGUUUAAUGGAUUCUUAUCAUCAAAAUAGUCAAAGUCUAAGACGACACUCACAUAGAUCACAGCGUUCAACCAUUGAAGAGCGAACCAUCGAAACGGCGACAUAUCCAACAGAUGCAGUUAUUAAUCCUGCCUACACACAUGAUGAGGAAUACAUUAUCAAUGCACCACCACCCUCUUAUGAAGAAGUAAUGCGUCAACCGGAAGUGUAUCCAAAGGUUCAUCAGACCUCAAAAAGCAGUGAAGCCAAUAUAUAAAAAUAGAACUCAUUUCUAAAAUGUAAAAUGUAAUUUUUAUAAUGUAUCCAAAAGGAGGUUUUCAAAAUUUUAUAAUCGAUUAAUAUUUUUAUAAAGGAACUUUUGUUAGUGUAUUUCUAAUUGUGAACUGUGAUUCUAUAUGAUAAAAUUGUUAACAAGCAGAAAAUACUAUUUGUUAAUUUUAAAUAAAUUACGCUCAUAUUUUU